AUGGAUCUCGACCAUGACGACAACAACCAUUACAAGAACAAGACGAACAAAGGUCAGGAGGAGGACCGACACAUUUCGAUUGCCGGACUUGUUGCGGAUUCAACUGAGAUCGGUGAUCCGCGAGAACAAUACCCACCACCACCACACAGUCACUUCACCACCACCACCCAGGCCAGCAACUUUUUUGGCGCGGUCGGCGAGAAGAGACAACCACCACCAGAUUGUCGGUUGCCCGCUCCAAGAGUCGCCCAUAACAACCACCACCACUACGGCCGGGACGAUGCGCAGACGGAGAGGCUUGAGCAAGCGCACAGGGAAGCUCGUUACGCCAUCAUGAGAUUCUUGGGACGACACGUCGCCCAACCCGUCGCCACCGUCGCCACCGAUGAGUUCCCUGCCGCCGUCCGUUCGGAUGCGAUCGGUCUCUCGAGGAAAUCUCGAGAUUCCAGAUUGGUUCGGGCGACAACAACGACCUCGGCGGCCACUACUACUACUACUACCACCGUCGGUGAUAAGGAUAAUGACGAACGACGUGCCACGAGGACUGGUGGUGACGAGAAGAAGGGAGGCGUUGACGUUGGGGUCGGCACGGACACCGUCACUCCAAGAAUAACAACGACGACGACAACUCCGACAGAGCAAGGCCAGAAGUCAAUCACGUCUCUGUCUCCCACCACUCGCAGAAGGAGAAUCCUGGAGUUUACAGAGGCGGUGACUCGAGCACGAGUGGAGAUGGCGAAGAGGGAGAAGAACUAG
Molecule: messenger RNA, 756 nt
Organism: Exophiala oligosperma
Lineage: Eukaryota; Fungi; Ascomycota; Eurotiomycetes; Chaetothyriales; Herpotrichiellaceae
Exons: 1
Coding region: 1-756 (251 amino acids)
Source: RefSeq, a predicted model, not a curated record